Messenger RNA from Penicillium waksmanii, 828 nucleotides. RefSeq lists its product as uncharacterized. The transcript is spliced from 2 exons. The coding region runs from base 1 to 828 and encodes 275 amino acids. Lineage: Eukaryota; Fungi; Ascomycota; Eurotiomycetes; Eurotiales; Aspergillaceae. The record is from RefSeq and is a predicted model, not a curated record.
AUGCGCCGAGAACUUCAACCAUCUCCCUUGAAACGCUCCAACACCACUCCUAAUUUCCGAUCAAAAGCUAGUCAAGUCUUGGAUGAAGGCGAAGACGAAGAUGGAGAGGAAGGAGAGGAAGAAGACGAGGAGACUCUCCAAUUGCGACUGGCCGAAAUCCAGGCUCGUCUCAAGCUAAAGCAACUGCAGAAGAGCCGAGGCCGAUCCGAUAGUGCGACUUCUUAUAUCGAAGAGGGAGAAAGCCCACAAAGUAAACCGCAGAAAGCACGCACCGAUGAAGUUCAGGUUCCGGUGUCGCCUCAGAAGCGAGAAGCCCCCGCGCCAGAGCCUUGGUCUCCGCGAAGGUACCAGAUGGGCAUUGACAAAGGCUGGAAGGCAAACGAUGUGUCGCUUAAGCGACCUCCGCGGCCAACGAGCCAACUCGGAACAAGAAGUGGCGCAAUGUCCCGUCCUGGCGAUGUUUACUCGCCCAGGCCACAGACGUCGCCCGGGGGUGGAGGGAUAAACAGAAUAAAAAGUUUCAGUGAGCGCAUGGCGGAAGGUCGAGCCACGGAGAAGUCUCGCCUAGAGCGAGCAGAGAGAGCAGAGAGAAUCCAGGCAAAUCGAAGCUCAGCAUUCCAGCUGAAUGAAGCUGAGAUUGAAGCAUUCAAGACCGCAGCUGCAAAUGAAAUGCCACCGCCUGCACAAUCUACUCAUCGGCAACCGGAAGUGCAACAUUUUAGCCGCGAGGAAAUCAUGCAGUCUCUGGCGAAACCCGGAGGUGUAAAACGAAGCCAAACAACUCCUAAUCUGAAAGAUCCCCCCCGGCUCGAACAAGAAGCCAACUAA